Molecule: messenger RNA, 4126 nt
Organism: Vanessa atalanta (red admiral)
Lineage: Eukaryota; Metazoa; Arthropoda; Insecta; Lepidoptera; Nymphalidae
Gene: Sac1
Product: phosphatidylinositol-3-phosphatase SAC1
Exons: 14
Coding region: 157-1947 (596 amino acids)
Biological process (GO): phosphatidylinositol dephosphorylation
Cellular component (GO): endoplasmic reticulum
Molecular function (GO): phosphatidylinositol-4-phosphate phosphatase activity
Source: RefSeq, a predicted model, not a curated record
UUGUCAUUCUGAACAUAAUCAUUUCGUGUUGUAAUUUCCAUAGUUUUAAUCGUUAACUACCUGUAAUGCUUGUAAUUUUAUUCGAGUUCCUCGGGUUUAUAUUGCAAAUGCUAUGAUAUAGGUAAACUAAGAGUAUACAACGGGAAUUUAUAUAAGAUGGCAGAUCAAUUGUUAAUUCAUGACGACAUCAAGUUGUACACAACGUCUGAUAAGUUUUACUUUGAACCAACAAUUAAUCCAACAGAAAUUUUGGUGAUCGAUAGAAUUACUGGAGAGACAGCUGUUAAAGAUAUAAAUGCAGUGAAGAUACCUAUACCUCCAAAUGCAUACAAACCAGUAUGUGGGUUCCUUGGUUCCAUUAAGCUCAUAUCAGGAUUAUAUUUAGUCGUUGCUAAAUAUCGGAUAUUGGUAGGCAAAAUAAAUGGUCAAGAUAUAUAUGAAUUGGCGGGCACAGAUAUUAUACCUUAUUCACGGUCAACCACCCAUUUGACCAAUAAACAGAUAGAAGAUAAUAAUACUUAUGAACGUAUGCUCAAGUUAGCGUUACAGACGCCUGGUAUAUAUUUCUCAUAUGGAUAUGAUUUGACGCACACAAUGCAGCGAUUGCAUUCGGUUCCACCAGAUUUCCAUAAGAUGUCGCUGGCCAGCCGUGCGGACUCCCGCUUCCUAUGGAAUGGUCACCUCCUCAAAGACUACUCCCACCAACAGUUUGCGAGAUUUGCUUUACCGAUUAUUCAGGGAUUUGUGGCAAUUAACCGCGUGACGGUGAACGGUCAUCAGCUCUCGUGGUCGCUGGUGUCGCGGCGGAGCGUGGACAGAGCCGGUACGAGGCUGUUCAUGCGUGGAAUCGAUGCCCAGGGCAAUGUAGCAAAUUUCGUAGAAACCGAGCAAAUAGUUGAGCGUGGAGGGGAGAAGUCAUCCUUUGUCCAGACCCGAGGCUCAAUCCCUCUGUUCUGGACCCAGUACCCAAACCUCAAGUACAAGCCGGCGAUGGCGCUUUCGUCUGAGGAUCACGUCGCCGCUUACACCAGGCAUUUAAGAGAUCAGCUCCAGAAAUAUGGAAACCAAGUUCUGCUUAAUUUGAUCGACCAGCACGGCAAGGAGGAGUCGCUGGAGCGCGGCUACCGCGCGGCGGUGGCGGCGGCCGCGCUGCCCGCCGUGCGCUACGAGCCCUUCGACUUCCACGCCGAGUGCCGCGGCAUGCGCUACGACCGCCUCGCCGUGCUCAUGGACCGCGUCGCGCACGAGCAGACUGAAUUCGGUUACUUCCUGUCCCGAGGAGGCACGGUCCUCCUUCGCCAAAGUGGCGUCUUCCGUACCAACUGUGUGGACUGCUUGGAUCGAACCAACGUUGUGCAAAGUCUCCUAGCCAAGAGACAGCUCAGUGCUGUGCUAAGACUGCUGGCGGUGAUUACCGCUGACGAUCAACACCCACAUUUGGAUGAAUUGUUUAACUCUGUAUGGGCGGAUCAUGCAGAUAUGAUAUCAACUCAAUAUUCAGGCACGGGAGCCCUAAAGACGGAUUUCACCAGAACGGGCAAGCGUACACGACUCGGUUUGCUGAGGGACGGGAUCAAUUCCCUCACUAGAUACUACAAGAAUAACUUCAGUGACGGUUUCCGACAGGAUUCGCUGGACUUGUUCCUUGGCAAGUAUGUCAUAGUCGAAGGCGAGGGCAACACGGCCCUUUGUCCACUACGUCGCCAUAGAGACUGGAAAUACUUAACAUUCCCGUCGGUGCUGCUGGUGGCGGUGUCGAUGUUCUGCGCGAGUGCUGCUCUGCCCACGCGUGGGAACACGGAGCUGCUGCUCUACCUCAUGUUCUGGGGAGCCGCCGUCGGGGCCACGCUGUCUUUCAUAUUCAAACACGGCGCGGAGUACGUGGACUGGCCGCGCCUGGACAGCUCGCUGGUCGCGUCGCGCGCGCCGCCUCCGUCCUCCUUAUGAUCCGAGACCUGCCGCUCGUAGUCGUCGUCUGACAGCCGACAGAGGAACUGGUACCUUCUUGACUUCUUUUGAUACAUUUCAGAUCUAUACUCGCAUCGAAUGUACUCACUUACGGCUCCCUUUAGAGAUUUUUGGAUGUGUUCGAUUGUAUAUUCGUAAAUUUUGUCACACAAAAAUGCGAAGACAUACCGAGGGUGACGUGUGACGUCCAAUUAAAAAAAAAGACAUGUUCUAAUAUGCAAAGUAAAUAAUUUCUUUUUUUUUUGGGCGACAAAAUUUACGGAUGGUACAAAAAAAAUUUAAAUUCUGAAUAAAUAAUAUUUGUCCUUAAAACUCAACUCCAUUGUCAAAAAUCAAAUGCAAUUGUCAAACAUACUUUUUAAAGAAUUUCAGAUCUUGAAAGCUUCUACGUCAGACCAAUUGAAAAUAAAUAAGCAAGCCUCUUAAAAUAUUAAAUAUUUUGUGAUAAUUAUAAAUUGAAUACAUUAUUGUGUUAUACAUUUAAAAACAAAUCGUUCCACAUUCAAAUUUGUCAACGAUUUUUAUUCUUCGAGUUAUUGUCACUAAUUGUAUUGUACACGGAUAGUGCUAUCUCUUUCAUUUGUGUGUGUUGAAAAGAGAUAGCAUGUACUCUAUUGAAGAUAUCGUGUACAAUAGAAUUGAAAUAAUGUAUGGUUUUGGAUAUAUUUAGAUAGUCCUCAUAAUUAAUGACAUUUAAUGUUUAAAUUGUUAAACUAUAUUUCAAGUAAGCAUCCUACUAUCUGAAUUUCAUAGGGUUUUGUCAUAUGUAUCAUAUUUUCAAUUUACUAAGCAACGAAAUCAACUUAAAAUUUAAUAUAUGUAUUGUCCAGUAAUUUGUACAUUCGAAAAUAAAUACUAAACUAUCAAUGAUUAUUUCCAACAUUCAUUCACAGCUUCGAGAUUGAUCUACAAAUAUUUUCUAGAAUCUAGAAAUAAAUUAUAAUUCUGAUACUCGAAUGUGAAUCUUAUAAUUGACUAAUUAGAGUGCAUUUUCAUGUUUACCUCUUUAAUAUUAUCGCUUUAAUUAUAGAAGCUAUUUAUCCUUGAUGCACUUUCUUGUGAUAAAUGUUGAAUCCAUUCCAUAAAAACUUAACUAACUAUAUUUGGUUCACUAUUGUUGUCAAUUCAGAGAUGUUUUAAGCUGGUAAGCAGACGAGGCAAUGUUAUCUGAGAUACUGGAACUGUGAAAAGUGUAAACCAUUCUUAAUACCGUCAAUGUUCGAAGCGUCAAUAGCGCAGUUAACGGGCCGCCUUGCGAUGUAAAAAGUCGUAGGAUCGAUCCUGAACUCUUGGGCUAUUGUCGUCCCCACUCCUAAAACAAGCGAUAAGCUUAAAAAGAGGGGUAAAUAGGUAUAUUAUUAAUUUGUUGCAUUGCUAUUAUAAUUUUUUCAGCUAUGUGAUCUAUUAAUAUUUUUGCCUCAUGCAUAAACCUCUACUAGUGGAUUUUAAGUCAUAAGUUAAAUAUCUGGUUUUUUGCAAGCUUAAGAUCACUAUUCAACUAAGAGGGUUUGAAAAAUACAGCGUUAUGCCAUAUCGCAUUAAUCCAUAUCUAAUUUUGGGGUCGUUUCACCAAAAAAUAAAAAAAAACUUUCGGUACUGAAAACUGCAAAUAAUAUUAUUAUUAUUAUAGACCUAAUUAAAAAUUAAUUAAAUUGGCACCAAAAACAGUUAUGGGCAUGUGUGGUUUAAAACAGACGGCAAUAGUUGGUAAUUCAUUGUAAGUGAACCAAAUAUAUGUUAUGUUAGUAGCUGAAAUAUAAUAGAAGAUUUAACAUACUUUGUGGCAUAGGGUCUAUGCUAUUUGCUUAUAGGAAAAAAAAAAUUGAACAAAAUGAAAUGUUGUGAAGUGUAUUAGUACGGACAGAAGGCUAAUGUUUCACAUAAAUAUGUAUUAGAUAAUUAUCAGAACUAGAUAUAUUAUGCCAAAUUAGAUUUUUUUUUGAUAAAAACUAAUAAGUUACAUAUUUAUUUAAAUGUUUAUGUGAAACAUUUUUUACAUUAAAUGAUUAGACGACACGCGAGCUGGCAUUAUGAUAUCUUUAGAAAUAACAUGAGCUAAUCUAUAUUUUUAUAUCAAUUUUUAAUUUCACAUAAUAUUAAUUCAAUUCACGAUCGAAACUGAAUUGUAAUUAUAUAUGUGUCAUAUUAAAAUAAAAAA